Molecule: messenger RNA, 983 nt
Organism: Darwinula stevensoni
Lineage: Eukaryota; Metazoa; Arthropoda; Ostracoda; Podocopida; Darwinulidae
Source: the annotation of a GenBank genome assembly
AUGAUCCGACUUUUCGUCCUCGUCCUCUCCCUCUUCGGAUGCGCCCUUGCACAAGGUCGUUUGGCCUGCCAUUCCUUGUUCCUUGCACAUUUCCCUGAUAAAGUCUCUACCCAAACUGCCGCCAUGAGUGUGACCUGGGGGCUGAAUCCCUUCGACCCGGGCGUGUUCGACGCGAUGCCGCUGAGGUCGUCGGACGCGGAGGCGGAAGGCUGGAGGCGAGUCGACGAGGCGGAACUCUGCGACGGCGGUCAGUUCCGCGGGAUUCGCUACGCCCUCGACGGGGACUUAGCCGCCAUCCUCAUCUUCGAUCAAAAUGGCAUCAUCGCGGGCUACCAAACUGCCAUAACGGUGGAAGAGAGCACGGCGAACGGGAACACGUUCCCGUUCGGGGAGAAGAGCAUCUUUCGCCAAGACGUUAUCGACGACGUGGACGUGUACGCCCUCACCGCCUAUUUCAUCGACCCAGGUCGAAUCUGCGAGGGUCGCACGGACGAGGAAUUCGAGACCGAGGGAACGGGGACGGGCCUGUACCUCCAGAUCGGCGAGGACCCGACCGACCCCGACCAAGGUCACUGGCUGCAAAACCUCUUCGAGGAAGACAUGCCCAAUAAUCCCGAAUGGGUCUUCGGGGCCUGCUUCUUCUCCAUGGGGAACCACUACUGGCUGAACAUCGCCUCCGACAUGGACUGCGACGACUUCUUCCCCGUCUUCCUCCUUUUCAACAACGGAAAGCUGACGGCGUUCGGAUGGGGCAUCCACGGCUACUACGAGAGCCCGAGAUUCGAGCAUCCGCCUUCCUUCUCCUUGGGGAUGUUCUUGGACCCCGUGCCAAACUGCCUCGUCGAAGUGACCGACACCAUCGGGGUUUCUACCAUGCACAUCUACUUCAAUUCUGAUCCUUUGGAUCUCCUCUGCUGAAGUGUCUUAUGGAAAGCGGAUGUCUCGUAGAGGAGGAGGAAUAAAAAUAUUCUAAGCAUCCUUUA